AUGGCUCACAAAUGUGGAUUACCUUAUACGAUCCCGCGAUCGCAUACCAUCCACCACCCAACCGACUUACCCCGUCGAUCGGUGGAUCAUUUGCCGCCAGGCCAGUCCAACUUCAUCAAGGAACCUCUUACCCUAUCCGAAUUUCCUACAUCACAACAAACGUCGCAAAACGGUUCUCCGAACAGCGCGCAUGUUUCGGGCGCCGAAGAAGAUUUCCACCCUGCUCCUUUCGAUCACUCGUAUCUCGACAAUUUUGUCACGCCAGCACCUCCCGCUCCAUCAUUAGACCGAUCCCAUGACAUGCUGUCAAACCCGAUUUCUGCCCCUGCAACCAUGGAAAAAUUCCCUCUGGAACGGAUUGUCCCCAAUGUUCCUCCGCUUGACGUCUCCUCUUUCGCCUCCUUCCCGACCACGAGCACUAAUUCUCCGAUCACCUGCGUAGCAUUCCAAGAACCUUUCCAAGAAUGUUAUUUCUCCUCUUCAGACUCCGACAUGCCCCUGGGGUCUGCUGGCAUCGGUGCUCCCUCAGUUGACUGGUCAAGUUUUCCUCUAUACUCCGACGUCCCCACAGCGACUAGCACGCAAGCCCCUUCAUAUGCUAGCUUUGAUUUCACCGGAUAUCCCUCAGGUCUUCCAGCGCCUUCGUCAUCCGGAGAAAUCUCCGAGGCUGACGAGUUUGGACCUCUUCCAGGGUUGGGUCAUUCCAACAAUGACAUGCAUGAUCUGCACAGCGUGAGCGAGACAUCGGACAUGGACCAUCUCCGCGUCAGCUCUGCAUCCUCAUUGGUCGGUCUCCCUCAGAUGCGUCUUCUGUCAUCCAAUGACCUAGACUCGAUCAACAUCGAUGACUUCCUCAAAUCGACCAAUGAGUCCACCGCUGCGCUCGAGCACCGGCUGCAAGCCGGGAUGAGCAUAGAGCCCAAAUCGAUCCCUGCGCAGGAUAUCUACACCAUGUCGCAGAUUCCAGUGUACAAACCCAUGACGUCUGUCCCGAUCACCAGCGCUCCCUCGCCACCGACUGACUCCCUUCCUACCUGGCCUGGCAGUUUGUUUGAUGCUGAUUCCACCCCGCCCAUGGACGACAACUUCUUCCAACCAUCCUGGGCCUAG
Molecule: messenger RNA, 1110 nt
Organism: Penicillium digitatum Pd1
Lineage: Eukaryota; Fungi; Ascomycota; Eurotiomycetes; Eurotiales; Aspergillaceae
Product: copper fist DNA-binding domain-containing protein
Biological process (GO): positive regulation of transcription by RNA polymerase II; intracellular copper ion homeostasis; intracellular iron ion homeostasis
Cellular component (GO): nucleus
Molecular function (GO): DNA-binding transcription factor activity, RNA polymerase II-specific; RNA polymerase II cis-regulatory region sequence-specific DNA binding; copper ion binding
Source: RefSeq, a predicted model, not a curated record